AAUGUGGCGGUUGUUAUGACAACGUGUAUACAAAUGCAGUUUGGAAAAGAAGAGCAUGUUGUUGUGGUUAUUUUUCAAUGCUAAGUCUUGAUGAAGUUUUUAAAAUAGGCGCUACAUUUAGAGCUCUGUCGAUUGCAUAGCAAGCCUAAACGCCAGAGUAAUAAACAUUACUUAUUUGAAAGCUAAAAAUGCCAGUGCCACACAAACCUGCGACCGUGAAAUCUAAACUGGGAUCUAAUGUUCAUAUCCAGUCAAAGGCACCUGUUACAAAGGGGGUUAAAGCCAAUGGAAAGAAGAAGGAUGAUGAGGAUGGGAUGGACACUGGUGAAGGAGAAGAGUGGUUGCAGGGAAAGACUCUUGUGAAGCCUCCAGACCAGCUGGACUUAACCGAGGCAGAGCUGAAAGAAGAGAUAACCAGAAUACUAACAGCAAACAAUCCACAUGCUCCACAGAAUAUUGUCAGAUACAGUUUCAAGGAGAGCUGCUAUAAGCCCAUCAGCAGUGUGGAUCAGCUGGCUGUUCACUUUGUACUGGAAGGGAACCUUUUGUAUAAGGAUUCCAAUGAGGCCCGGAGACAGAUGGCUAAACAAGGCUUGACAGAGGAAAAGCCUGUGGAAGCCGUUCUUUCUGAAAUGGAUGAGGAAAACCCAGAAACUCCAGUAACUGGACAGGUGGACGGAGAAGAGGGUACAGUUGAAGGGGAGGAUGGAGGAGGAGAAGAGAGGCCAGACAGUGUGGACAUCAAAGCUGGCAAUAAAGAACUGAAACUCACCAACCAGUUCAACUUCAGCGAGAGAGCAUCUCAGACACUAAACAACCCUCUAAGAGAAAGAGGUUGUCAAACCGAACCUCCUCCUCGUGCAAACUUCUCAGCAACAGCCAAUCAGUGGGAGAUCUAUGACAUUUAUAUGGAGGAACUUCAGAGGCAGGAGAAAAGUAAAGAGAAGCAGAAAGUCCAGAUUUCAAAGAAGGAAGAGGACAAAGGCAAGAAGAAGAUGAUUGUAGCAGAGAAUCUGAGUGAUGACAUCUCCAAAGUGGCUAAAGUGAGUAAGAUCAUUGAACGUAUGGUGAAUCAGAAUACAUUUGAUGACAUUGCACAGGAUUUCAAGUACUUUGAGGAUGCAUCUGAUGAGUUUCGAGAGCAGGAGGGCACUCUUCUCCCACUUUGGAAAUUCCAGUAUGAUAAAGCCAAAUGUCUGUCUGUGACUGCCAUCUGCUGGAAUCAAAAAUACAAGGAUUUGUUCGUGGUUGGUCUUGGGUCAUAUGAUUUCACCAAACAGGGGCAUGGUAUGCUUCUCCUCUACUCCCUGAAGAACCCCACUUACCCAGAAUUCACCUUCACCACGACUUCGGGCAUUAUGUGUGUAGACAUCCAUGAACAUCUCUCCUACCUGGUGGCUGUGGGCUUUUACGAUGGCUGUGUUGCCGUGUACAACCUUAAAGAAGAAGGCCAGGAGCCUGUUUAUAAAAGCACAGCCAUAACUGGCAUGCACACAAACCCUGUAUGGCAGGUGAAAUGGCAGAAAGAUGAUUUGGACAAUAAUCACAACUUCUUCUCUGUGUCUUCUGAUGGUCGUGUGGUCUCUUGGACUCUUGUAAAGAAUGAAUUGGUCUUCACAGACAUCAUCAAUCUCUCGGUAGAGAGCGCUGUUCCUGAUGGCAAAGGCGAUAUGUCCAGAAUAGCUUGUGGAACAUCUUUUGACUUCCAUAAACAGAUCGACUUCCUUUUUCUUGUUGGCACUGAGGAUGGAAAGAUUCAUAAGUGCUCCAAAUCCUAUUCAAGCCAGUUCCUAGAGACGUAUGAGGCCCACAACAUGGCUGUUGAGGCUGUGAGGUGGAAUCACUUCCAUCCCAAAGUCUUCAUCUCCUGCAGCUCGGAUUGGACUGUUAAAAUCUGGGAUCAUACAAUCAAGUUCCCUAUGUUCAUCUUUGACCUAAAUGCGGCAGUGGAACAUGUGACCUGGUCUCCACACUCUUCCACUGUUUUUGCUGCUGUCACUGCUGAUAGGAAGGUUCAUGUGUUUGACCUCAGCAUUAACAAAUCUGAGGCUCUCUGUCAGCAAACAGUGGUGGCCAAGAAAAAGACCAAGCUAUCGCACAUUGAGUUCAACCCUGUUCACCCCAUCAUCAUCGUGGGCGAUGACCGUGGCUGUGUCACCAGCCUGAAGCUCUCUCCCAACCUCCGCAAGAAGCCUAAGGAGAAGAAGGGUCAGGAGAUGCCGAAGGGGCCGGAGGUGGAGAAUGCAAAGAUGGAGAAGCUGUUGAGUUUGCUGAGGGAGCCUGGGAGCAAUCAGCAGAACUAAAGCAACUGUGAAUAUCACACUGAACGUUCAAUAAAAAUUCCACAAAUGUUUCUGUCACAAAAAAUAUAUUUACAUGCAUGUAUAGUGAUAAAAAUCCUUCUAAAUGUCUGUAUUCUCUCUCAUUGUGUUAGAUGAUCUGUAGUAUUCUGUAUACUAUAUAUUAUAACUCUCUAUUAUAGAUGUUCAAAAUUGUAACUUUCUAAAAAAAAAAAAAAAAAAAAAAUAGAAAUGUGAGAGUUGUACACAAGUCUUAGUGUUAAUUGAUCCAAAAAUGAAAAUUAUUUUGUCAUUUAAACACACUCAUUGUGUUCCAAACCUUUAUGACUUUCUUCAAUGGAAUACAAAAGGAGAUUUUAGGCAGAAUCUUUGCCUCAGUCACUAUUCACUUUCAUUGUAUGGGAAAAAAAAGAAAGGAAGUCAUAUAGUUUUGGAUCAACAUGAGGGCGAGUAAAUUAUGACACAUUUUUCAUUUUUAGUUGAACUACCCCUUUAGAUAAGAUAAAAAAAAGGUUGAAACUUUACUUUAAUAAAAAAAAAAAAAAAAAAAAAAAAAAAAAGACCAAAAGAUUGUGCAGAUAUUUCAAUGCAUUUAUUAAACACAUUCAUUACUUUAAUCUGUUUAAUUUCCUUGAUGCAAAAUGCUAGUACGAUGAUAGGUUAUUAGUUUUCCAGUUCCUCUGGCCCUUUGCAUAAACAAAAAAACAAAUUUUAUAUUAAAAUGCCUCUUUCAGAAACAAAGCAGUACUCUCCAGCUCUUAUUAAAUUUUCAUUCUCACUCUUUAGCUUUUAUUUGUUUGUGUGUGUUUAUUAGCACAGCAUUUAUCGCAAGCUGGUCUCCUGCAGGUGUUCUGGCUUGUGUGGGGUUUCAAUGAUGCUCUGUCAGGCACUAGUGAAUUAGACUAAAGGGGGCAUUGAGAGUCUCUUUUCCUUUAUAUAUAACACUCAAGGCAGAGUGGUACAAUAUGAGAGAGCUCAGGUAAGAGACACAAACACACUCCCAGCAGCCCACGCUCAGCCAACCCACUCCAUGUUCUCAAGUGUUUUACAUGUUGUCCCAAUUAGACGGUCCUCUAAAAAUAGCAAAGAAACAAAUCUUAACAUUUUUCUAACAGUAUUAGUUCCUUAGAGAGACCAUGUGUCUUGGUCAGUGUUUUAAGGAGAGGAAACUAAUCCAGUCUGAUCUCACAAUGAAAUCGGAAAGAGUAGGUUGACUUUUCUUUAGCUAAAAUCAGUCUGUGCUUACAGAAAAUCUAAACACUGCACCUAGUGGCCAAAUCGGUAAGUGUUGUUGGGUGAAUGGGCAAUGUGUGAGCUCCAUUUUCCAGGUGUAACGUCCACAGAGGGGUGCCAAAAGCAAGUUGUGAAGCAAGAUGUUUUCAGCUGAACAGUAAUAUAGUGAAGAGAAAUUUCAUUAAAAGAGUUCUAAGUCAUGAACCAACACAACCAGCUCUGAGGUGAAUCACAUCACAUACAAACUUUGAUUUAAAGCAAAAAUUCAUUUGAAAAUCGGACAAAAAGACAAAGGUACAAGACUGUGUACUUAACGGCUUUCAUGAGGGCAUGAACUACAAUCCCAUGAAGCAUUGAGAAUGAAGUAAUCGAAUUAAAAACAAUGGAAAAAUAUAAAACUAUUGAUUUGAAGAUGUUGAUUAGAAGUAUAAAAUCAAUAUAUUGCAAAUUAUUCAUAUAUAUAUAUAUAUAUAUAUAUAUAUAUAUAUAUAUAUAUAUAUAUAUAUAUACAACUACAUAAGUAGUUUGAGAGUGUAAGGAUACCAACUUGAUUGCGUCAUGGGAGUGGGCGGUUGCUGCUGGGCUCUUUUGCCGCGAUUCUGUGAUUGGUGGAACUUUUCUCUUCAGGAUCAUAGGUAGGUCUGUCUUUAAAGGUUUUUAAGUUAUCAUUAAUAAAAAAGGGAUUUCGACCAGAGCCCGUCUGAAAGCGGAGCCUACAAGGUUAGCGUAGAAUAGCAUAACUUUAUGGGAGGUACACUGGCGAGGAGACAAGAGGCCGUUCUUUUUGAAUGGAUGUCUAUGGAGGAGAUGCUUCCUGAUGCUGAAUAAACUGCUUUUGUGAGUUCAUCACUUAAUGAAUUGACCGCAUUUCCACCAAUCUUCAACAUGUUUUAGACUAAACAAUGGAGUGGAGUGAACUAUGUGUUGAGUUUAAUAUGAUAAAACUGCUAUUAUGUAAGGGAAGUCACAGACAAUUUGCAACAGAUAGGUGUCAGUUUACGGCUCUCCCCAUUUGUUUGUAUGGUAUCCACUAAUGGUGACUUACUGUCCUAACACACUAGUUGACCAUUACGCUCUCUCCUAUGGUAAAAGCUUGGAGGUUGUUAUCUCAUUAUAGAAGAUCUCUGUUUUGACUCUGUUGUGCUCCAUAGUAAGUUAUGUGGAGAGUGAUUAUGGACCAAAGAGGUUUCACUGUGGGCGGGGCAACCAUGCACAACACUGCAGAAAUAGAAACCAAGCGACUGACAAAAUGUCCUUUCAUUUGUUGCUGCAUGUGAAGACAAAAACCUCAGAUUUAUGUGGAAGAGAUAGCCUUUAUCAAUUGUACAAAAAGUGAAAAUGGCAUUGCAGUAGUCACUGUAGUAGUGUUUGGCAGCUUUAUCCCAUGCUAUGUAAUCUAAAGCAAUCAACUAGUGAUAUACCGAUAUAUUGGCCAGGCCGAUAACUGUGUUUGCUUAGCCGAUUAAAAAAAGUGGUAAAUUUCCCUUGUUUUUAGGAAAUACAGCAUAAAAAAGUGUUUGUUUCACUUUUGAUUUGUCAAUUUUGUGUGCAUCUGAUUGCUGUUGUUAAAUUGUACAAUGUUUAUCGGCAUUUAUAUUGGCCAUCUGCCAACCUGCUCUCUAGAUAUCCGUUUAAAAACCCAUAUUGAUCGACCCCUACAAUCAACAUGUGUCCUCUUUGUCUUUCUCCUACUUUUGCAGUAUUUAGACAUACACAUUCACUCCGUCAGAUCCACUACAUGAAU
This is a messenger RNA of Myxocyprinus asiaticus (Chinese sucker), 5277 nucleotides long. RefSeq names its product dynein, axonemal, intermediate chain 1, paralog 2 (gene dnai1.2). Gene Ontology annotation, biological process: outer dynein arm assembly; cilium movement. Gene Ontology annotation, cellular component: outer dynein arm. The coding region runs from base 189 to 2303 and encodes 704 amino acids. The record is from RefSeq and is a predicted model, not a curated record. Gene Ontology annotation, molecular function: dynein light chain binding; dynein heavy chain binding. NCBI's taxonomy places the organism in Eukaryota, Metazoa, Chordata, Actinopteri, Cypriniformes, Catostomidae. The transcript is spliced from 20 exons.